AAAACCUUCUCCACGUCUUCUCCCAACAAAAAAAUAAUGGACACUUCUAAACCCGCCUCCAACAUUCCGGACCCGCAUCCCAACUCGAGCGCAGCACCAAAUGCCAAAGUGCGGUCUGACAGCCAGCAUACAGACCAGCAGUCGAGUGCUUCGCACGACGAGGCCAAGCAAGGAGAUGAGCACCCAGCGAAGCAGCCCGACUUCCAGGAACAGCCCAAGAGGACGACGGGGAUUGGGGGUGGGGAGCAGGUAAAAGGGGGAAAGGAGGGGUUGGGUGAGAGG
Bipolaris maydis ATCC 48331 is the source of this 282-nucleotide messenger RNA. RefSeq lists its product as uncharacterized. NCBI's taxonomy places the organism in Eukaryota, Fungi, Ascomycota, Dothideomycetes, Pleosporales, Pleosporaceae. The record is from RefSeq and is a predicted model, not a curated record.